UCUCUCUCCAGGUCACCAGCAGUUCCUAUCUUUUUUCGUCUUUCUCUUCCUCUCUUCCUACGCUUCCGCCUUCAACCACACACAACACCUUCAAGAUGGCUCUUAAGAGAAUUAACAAGGAACUCACUGACCUCGGCCGUGAUCCCCCCUCGUCUUGCUCGGCUGGCCCUUCUGGAGAUGACCUGUUCCACUGGCAAGCAACGAUCAUGGGUCCUGGUGACUCCCCAUACUCCGGCGGUGUCUUCUUCCUCUCGAUCCACUUCCCCACCGACUAUCCGUUCAAGCCCCCCAAGGUCAACUUCACCACGCGCAUCUACCACCCCAACAUCAACUCCAACGGCAGCAUCUGUCUAGAUAUUCUCCGAGACCAGUGGAGCCCCGCUCUCACCAUCUCCAAAGUGCUGCUGUCCAUCUGCUCGAUGCUCACAGACCCCAACCCGGAUGAUCCGUUGGUGCCCGAGAUCGCUCACGUCUACAAGACCGACCGUCCCCGGUACGAAGCCACCGCUCGUGAGUGGACGCGCAAGUACGCCAUUUGAUCGUCCACCGGCAGUUCCCGUGGGACGACCCCUUCAAAUCGUCCCAGCUGCUUCUGUGUCUUCUUCCCGUGCGUUAGAUCGGAUCCGAAGCUCGGCAUCCCGUGAUCGUAGAUCCUGGCCUUGUUCUCGGUGAAUCCUUUUGUGUGUCUGGCUCUGGCGAUCCUUGGGUGUCCUUUUUUUUCCCUAUUCUCUUUUCUUUUUCCUUUCUUAUUACAUUUUUUUCUUUGCAGCCUUUUUUUCCUUCUGACGGGAAAAAAACUGUCAUCUCCAACGAUCAUUAUGACCACCUUCUUAUCAUGCAUUCAUGGCAUUAUCUUAAACUGAAAUGGAGUCGGAUUCUUUGUGUUUUCGUUUUCGUUUGACCUCUGCGCC
Messenger RNA from Aspergillus campestris IBT 28561, 911 nucleotides. RefSeq names its product putative ubiquitin conjugating enzyme (UbcD). The record is from RefSeq and is a predicted model, not a curated record. Gene Ontology annotation, cellular component: nucleus. The coding region runs from base 96 to 539 and encodes 147 amino acids. Gene Ontology annotation, molecular function: ubiquitin conjugating enzyme activity. The transcript has 6 exons. Gene Ontology annotation, biological process: protein polyubiquitination; ubiquitin-dependent protein catabolic process. NCBI's taxonomy places the organism in Eukaryota, Fungi, Ascomycota, Eurotiomycetes, Eurotiales, Aspergillaceae.